Metarhizium album ARSEF 1941 is the source of this 996-nucleotide messenger RNA. RefSeq lists its product as uncharacterized. The transcript has a single exon. Lineage: Eukaryota; Fungi; Ascomycota; Sordariomycetes; Hypocreales; Clavicipitaceae. The record is from RefSeq and is a predicted model, not a curated record. The coding region runs from base 1 to 996 and encodes 331 amino acids. Gene Ontology annotation, molecular function: oxidoreductase activity.
AUGUACUUCGAAUCCAAGUUGCGGUACAAGUGGAUCAAGCAAGAGAUAGAGUCUCUUGACCCGGAGGUGGACUACGAGAAGAUAUGGAGACUCUCGGCAAGUUACAACCUUAAUGACUUCAUACUCAACCUGGCCUAUGCUCUCUCAAUUCCUAGCACAAUUCUUCCUGAACACAGCGCCCGGCCUGUGUGGCGGGAGGGCGGGGGCAAAAUGCUCAACAAAGCAACGAAUCGAGUAGCACAAACAGUACAGUUUCUACUCAUUCUAGCCUGGUACGGCCCGAAGCAUUCAAAGUCGAUUCAGGAAGUGGAACGUGUUAAUCGUCUGCACGAAUACUGGUCUGACAAGUACCCCGGUGACUUCUCGCACCCCGAGGACUAUAUCUAUGCAGUUUGCUUGUUCGCAACACAGAAGCAUCAGCUGUUUGUGAGAGUAGGCCUACCUGGAUUGUCCGAAAAGGAGAAGAUUGCUGCGCAUCAUUUCUGGAAGGAUAUUUAUACCCUGUUGCGAAUUCCUGGAGGAAAACCAUUGGAUGAGUUUCCUAUGAGCUGGGACGGAAUGAUCAAUAGCAUCCACAAGAUAGAGAACCUCUAUAGUGAGGGGAGUGAAAAUGGACGUCUGGGACUGGAGGCAAACUAUGCACAGCUGGUAUACCGAUUUUUCCCAUUUGGCUUUCGCUGGCUGGGUCGACGUCUCAUUCUGGCCUUGGCGCCUCCAAAGAUUCUGCAAGCUUACGAUAUCUCCCCCGUCCAUGCCCUUACUGGUUGGCUUAUAAAACUCUUUGUGCGCCUUUAUUUCCUCUUUAUGAUCAAUGUAUUACCUGACCCCAAGGUGGGAUAUUGGGAGCUUCUUGAGAAGAAACCAGAGUCAGACAGAAGACGCCAGAGACUGUUGCGUCAGGAGCUGGAUCGCAACUUUCCAACCUUCUUUUCCAGACAUGUUGAACAGCUUGGUAUUCAAUGUCCAUUCGUGGCGCGGCCGGACUCCAAGAUGUAG